AGGAAGGGAAACAUUACUGGGUUACUAUGCACUUGCGACUGAUUUCUUGGUUUUUUAUCAUUUUGAACUUUAUGGAAUACAUCGGCAGCCAAAACGCCUCCCGGGGAAGGCGCCAGCGAAGAAUGCAUCCUAAUGUUAGUCAAGGCUGCCAAGGAGGGUGUGCGACAUGUUCAGAUUACAAUGGAUGUUUGUCAUGUAAGCCCAGACUAUUUUUUGUUCUGGAAAGAAUUGGCAUGAAGCAGAUUGGAGUGUGUCUCUCUUCAUGUCCAAGUGGAUAUUAUGGAACUCGAUAUCCAGAUAUAAAUAAAUGUACAAAAUGCAAAGCUGACUGUGAUACCUGUUUCAACAAAAAUUUCUGUACAAAGUGUAAAAGUGGAUUCUACUUACACCUUGGAAAGUGCCUUGACAACUGCCCAGAAGGGUUGGAAGCCAACAACCAUACCAUGGAAUGCAUCAGUAUUGUGCACUGUGAGGCCAGUGAAUGGAGUGCUUGGAGUCCAUGCACAAAGAAAGGAAAAACCUGUGGCUUCAAAAGAGGGACUGAGACACGGGUCCGAGAAAUAAUACAGCAUCCUUCAGCAAAGGGUAACCUGUGUCCACCCACCAGCGAGACAAGAAAGUGUACAGUGCAAAGAAAGAAGUGCCAGAAGGGAGAACGAGGAAAAAAAGGAAGGGAGAGGAAAAGAAAAAAAGUUAAUAAAGAAGAAAGCAAGGAAGCAAUACCCGACAACAAAGGUCUGGAGCCCAGCAGUGAAGCCACAGAACAACGAGAAAACAAAGACAACCAGCAGCAGAAGAAGCGAAAAGUCCCAGAUAAACAACAGAAAUCGGUUUCAGUCAGCACUGUGCACUAGAGGGUCCCCCGAGAUUAUUGUAGACUCACGAUGCUGCUAUCUCCUACCGGAUGCCCAGGACAGGUGCCCUAGCUGUUAGGACCACAGAUGGACAACGCCAUCACUGCUCAGUCUAAACAACAUUCCAAGUAGUUGCUACAUUCUUCAUACAAGCAUAGUUAACAACAAAGAGCCAAAAGUUCAAAGAAGGGAUACUUUUGAGUGGUUAUUUUUUAUGCUUUGGUAAAGUUUUAGAAGACAACUUAAGAAAUUUUGUACAUAAUUAGCAAUAGGUUAUAAGAUGUAACAACCUAUGAUGACAUCUGGAGAAGCAACAUCUUCUCCCUAUAGAAGUAUUUUUCAAGCUAGUGUUGUUUUAAGAAGCAAAAGAGAGUCCUACAAAGCAAAGAAGCGAUAUCCCUUCCAAACAAAUAGGAGAUCAGGGGAGAGAAAUGUUUUUCAAAGGACGGUGUUGUUUUGUCCAGAAGAUCCAGAGAGUGCUCAGAAUUUAGGGCAUGGCAUUUGGAAUCAUAGGAUUUAUCAUCACAGAAAAAACUGUUUUAAGAUGGGUUCUAUUGCCCUCAUCCUGUAUGUACUUCUGCAAGAAACAUGAGCGUGCAUACCAGAGUUAAAUAAACCAUAUGGGAUUGGAGAAAGGCAAAAUGUGGAAGAAAGCAUAGAGUAGGAGAUUAUUUUUGUGCUUUCCUAAACUGGGAAGGGCUGCGAUUACCUGGGACAGGACUCCAGUCUAUGUCAGCACUAUGUGGUUCAGCCUUGCUACUCCUUGGCUUCUGUAAGUCUGUAAACAUGUACCUAUAACUUACUUCCAAAAACAAAAGCAUACUUAUUAGAAGAAAAUCCUGAUUUCAUAGAAAACAAAAAGUAGAGCAAGGAGAGUAUAACAUGUUUGCAAAGUCAUGUAAGUUUUCUUUCUCUCUAGAUGAGAGAAAAAACCAUUUUGUUACCUGCUUGAUGAUCCACCUGGAACUGAAAGGGAUACAACUUUCAAGCAAGGUGUAUCUGUAGGGGGGAAAGCCACCACAAUAAAUAUAUUUGUUGAUAGUUUUUAAUGUUCCAUUCGCUUUGUUUUAUUGGAAAAUUGUUAUUCUUACUCUCAGAGAAUUCUGCCAAAUCAGAGAAGCUGUGUCCUGUGUAAUUCAAAACAUGCUACAUGUCUCCGUUUUUUACUUUUUGAAUCC
Choloepus didactylus (southern two-toed sloth) is the source of this 2032-nucleotide messenger RNA. RefSeq names its product R-spondin 3 (gene RSPO3). NCBI's taxonomy places the organism in Eukaryota, Metazoa, Chordata, Mammalia, Pilosa, Megalonychidae. The record is from RefSeq and is a predicted model, not a curated record. Bases 27 to 854 code for a protein of 275 amino acids. The transcript is spliced from 5 exons.